Molecule: messenger RNA, 900 nt
Organism: Geodia barretti
Lineage: Eukaryota; Metazoa; Porifera; Demospongiae; Tetractinellida; Geodiidae
Source: the annotation of a GenBank genome assembly
AUGGCAGUCAGAGGACAAGAGCUAAUAUCGCUCAUCAAGCGGCAAAUUGAGGAGUUUGGCGGCGACCUGACCCUCGUUGACGUGGGGACUGUUCUGCAGGUGGGUGACGGCAUCGCCAGCAUUCAGGGCCUGCAAAGCGUCCGUUCCAACGAAUUGCUGGACUUUGGCAACGGUAUUCUCGGGCUGGCCAUGAACCUGGAAUCGGACGUUGUGGGAGCAGCCAUUCUCGGCGACCCCACCGGCGUGAAAGAGGGCGACCGCGUGCGGGCCACCGGUCAGAUUAUUGAAGUGCCAGUGGGCGAUGCCCUGAUAGGCCGGGUUGUGGACCCUCUGGGCCGGCCGCUGGACGGCAAGGGCCCGAUUAUCACCGACCAAACGAUGGCGGUGGAGCGCACCGCGCCCAACGUCGUGGUUCGCAAGUCGGUGGAUACUCCGGUGCAAACCGGCAUCAAGGCCAUUGACGCCAUGAUUCCGAUCGGUCGCGGCCAACGUGAACUCAUCAUCGGCGACCGCUCCACCGGCAAGUCGGCCAUCGCCAUCGAUACGAUUAUCAAUCAGCGCGAUACCGACCUGAUCUGCAUCUACGUGGCCAUCGGCCAGAAGCAGGGCAAGGUUUCGCGACUGCUGCAAGAUGUCCUGAUCGUUGUACGCGACGACCUGACCAAGCACGCCUGGGCCUACCGCCAGAUGUCGCUGCUGCUGCGCCGCCCCGCGGGUCGCGAGGCGUAUCCCGGCGACGUUUUCUACCUGCACAGCCGGUUGCUGGAGCGGGCGGCUCGCCUGGACGACAGCCUGGGCGGCGGUUCGCUGACAGCGCUGCCGAUCAUCGAAACUCAGGCUGGCGACGUGUCGGCAUAUAUUCCGACCAACGUGAUUUCCAUUACCGACGGCCAGAUAUAA